This is a messenger RNA of Aplysia californica (California sea hare), 1663 nucleotides long. RefSeq lists its product as uncharacterized. Bases 831 to 1595 code for a protein of 254 amino acids. The transcript has 2 exons. NCBI's taxonomy places the organism in Eukaryota, Metazoa, Mollusca, Gastropoda, Aplysiida, Aplysiidae. The record is from RefSeq and is a predicted model, not a curated record.
AAACCUAUGAGUUAUUAUUCUAGCAAAUAUAAGCUCUUUUAGUAAAUUUACAUACAACUUCUUUUCAGGUCACAGACAUGCUAUCUACAAGCUGCAUAAUAGAAAUGAACGGUAUCCCUUGCUCCUAUGAUGGUGCGUUCAUUGGCGUACCUUAGCUGACCGACAGCCAACGAGGUGGAGACAAAGCUGACCACCCCUAGAUCCGAUUGUCUGUAGUUUUCUUUGCUGGAAAAUAAACGCUUCCGGUACUACUAUCUUUCAGUUUAUUUUAUGCUGUCAACGGAAGCAAGCACACGUCAAAGAAAACAGGGGGAAAAACCCAAAAGGUCUGGAUUCAUGGAUGUAUUCACAAAAGAGUGACACGAAACAUCGAUACUAAAUCUGGAUCAGAUCCAUCCAUUUAUUUAUUUUUUAUUUCAUUUUUUGGUUUGUUUAUUUUUUGCUUUUCUGAAUUUAUCUCAUCUUUCAUGAAAUGAUUUGUGUUAAAGGCAGCAGCUCUUAAGGUUCCUCCAAAUGAUAAUAUAGAGAAGAUAAAGUGGGAUGUACUAAUACAGCAGUUGUACUUUAAAUGUUUUAAUUGUGCGGGUCUCUUACGGUUCUGACGCGCGCUCAUAUGACCUUAGCAGUUGCGAGCGCCGUAAAACCUUAUACUACUACUACGGUUCUGAAAGACAAUAAACAUUUCCUCUUUAACUUUAUUUUAUUCAACCAGUAGCUUCAACUUAAGCUUGGCGCUUACAUGACCAAAAUUGAGUCGAUAGUGCCGUAAAACACCUACUCAAACUCAAACUCAAUUCAACUUAAGCGGAAACGUACUCACACCAGGCAGUAUGUCAUUGACUCCACGUUUUGCUCCCACUGCGCCCAUAACCAACUCUGGAGGCUUCCUUAGCACCGCUCAGCGUCGCCUACCUCCGCUACGGCAACAGAGCCAUCCCCAACCCCACCACCACCAGCAGCAGCAACAGCAACAUCAGCAGCACCACCAAAGACGUAGCCACCACCCGGCGUUGUCGCUAAACGCCACCAAAAGUGGCCACAGCAUCGGUGAUGGCGACAGGCUCAACAACAGCAGCAGCAACAAUAGCAACAAACAUAACCACAACCACAACAACAACAACCACAACAACAGCUAUAAUGCCAGUAACAACGGCAUGGCGUCGUCAAGACUGGGUGUCAGCCACCAUAGGAACUCCGGCGCUCCGGCCUAUGACAACGCGUCACCCGUUUCCUUGACGACGGGAACGUCCGGGGCACAUCGACUGUCGUCAUCGUCGGCUGUUGGCGCCUCGGGUGGUUUAAAAGGUCGAAGAUCAUCCCCAAGACAACGACAACAACAACAAAACCAUCACUAUUUACAGCGGACCUCAAUGCAGAAAAUGGCACCUCAGUCUAAUAUUGGAUCUGACCUGGCAGUUCAAGAUCUGACUCCGGAAGUGGUGAGUCAGUACCUCCGCCAGAACCCGGAUGUACUUGAGCAGCACGUGAUCCACCACGUGACGUCCGAGAGAAUAGAGAAAUGGCUGCACAAGAAAGCUCAACAAUCCGCUUCCAAAAACAGAGACGGAACAACAAAUGGUAGGGUUUUUAAAUGAAUUUCUUUUACAUCACAUCUUGUAAACUUGAACUAUUACAAUUUUUUCGAAGGAAUAGCUCGUGUUUU